Oncorhynchus masou masou (cherry salmon) is the source of this 600-nucleotide messenger RNA. Its product is annotated as repetitive organellar protein-like. NCBI's taxonomy places the organism in Eukaryota, Metazoa, Chordata, Actinopteri, Salmoniformes, Salmonidae. The annotation marks the transcript as partial. The transcript has a single exon. The record is from RefSeq and is a predicted model, not a curated record.
AACACAAGACAAACACAAGACAAGACAAACACAAGACAAGACAAACACAAGACAAACACAAGACGAACACAAGACGAACACAAGACAAACACAAGACAAACACAAGACAAACACAAGACAAACACAAGACAAACACAAGACAAACACAAGACAAACACAAGACAAACACAAGACAAACACAAGACAAACACAAGACAAACACAAGACAAACACAAGACAAACACAAGACAAACACAAGACAAACACAAGACAAACACAAGACAAACACAAGACAAACACAAGACAAACACAAGACAAACACAAGACAAGACAAGACAAACACAAGACAAACACAAGACAAACACAAGACAAACACAAGACAAACACAAGACAAACACAAGACAAACACAAGACAAACACAAGACAAACACAAGACAAACACAAGACAAACACAAGACAAACACAAGACAAACACAAGACAAACACAAGACAAACACAAGACAAACACAAGACAAGACAAACACAAGACAAACACAAGACAAACACAAGACAAACACAAGACAAACACAAGACAAACACAAGACAAACACAAGACAAACACAAGACAAACACAAGACAAAC